Trifolium pratense (red clover) is the source of this 4530-nucleotide messenger RNA. RefSeq names its product mucin-17. NCBI's taxonomy places the organism in Eukaryota, Viridiplantae, Streptophyta, Magnoliopsida, Fabales, Fabaceae. The transcript has 7 exons. Gene Ontology annotation, cellular component: cortical microtubule. The record is from RefSeq and is a predicted model, not a curated record. Gene Ontology annotation, biological process: cortical microtubule organization. Bases 621 to 4136 code for a protein of 1171 amino acids.
UAUAUACUUUGUGCAUUAUUCAUAUCUUACCUUAUUUAUGCAAAUAUCAUUAUUCUGUUCACCUUACAAAAAUUAAAAAGAAUAUAAAAAGAAAAAGAAAGAAAAAUACAUGAAACUUUUUUGGAUGCUUCCUGCUGAGAGAAGAAUGCAAAAUCCAACAAAACAUGUUAUAUUUUUGGUAUUAUUCUUAAAUUCUAAAAUUCAACUAUAUAGUUGUAAAAUGUGUAUGUUUUUAUUCUUUUAACCUUUUAAAAGUACUGGAAAAUUGUGAGUAGAGAGAGAGAGAGAAGAAGAAAAGAACAAUUUUAUUUUAUAUUUUAGUAUAUUUAUAAUUUUUGGUUUUUAUGUUUGUUUGUUUGUUGCAACCGUUGGAUCAUUCUGGUUUUCGAUCUGUACUUUGGUCGCUGAGACAUAGCCAUGAAUGCUAUAGAUCCGAGUGUCUGAAACAACAUUCGUCGCAUUGUUCCACUUUCUACUACUUUCUUGUUCAAUCAAUUUUUGACUUGAGUCAAUAAUUUUCGUUUGAGGCGAAUUAUGGGUGUUGCUAGUUAGGUUUUAUAUCUUGGUUUGUUUGGAGGUGUUGAGGUAAGACUUGUGUGAUACUGAAUUGGGUGGUGGAGAUGCCACCUUCACCAGCAAUGAGAUACUCUCCCGGGAGAGAGGUGAGAGGAGAUGGUCACAAGCGGAGGCACAGUCUUGAAAGUGGAAUACUUUUCCGGGAGAAAGAUGACGAUCUUACUUUGUUUAAUGAAAUGCAGUCUAGAGAAAGAGAUAGUUUUUUGCUUCAGUCUUCGGAUGACUUGGAAGAUUCAUUCGCUACGAGGCUGAGACAUUUUUCUGAGGUCAACGUUGGAAUCUCCAUUCCUGGUCGGCGAGAAACUAGUGACUUGCUUAAUGUAGAUGGCGACAAGAAUGACUAUGACUGGUUAUUGACACCCCCAGAUACGCCACUGUUUCCUUCAUUAGAUGAAGAUCCACCAUAUACUAAUGUUGCAAGCAGAGGAAGGCCUCAAAGCAAACCCAUUACCAUAUCAAGAUCUUCUACGAUGGAGAAAAGUCGUAGAAGCAGUAGGGGCAGUGCAAGUCCAAAUCGUUUAAGUCCAUCUCCUCGUUCGGGGAGUAAUACAUUGCAAUCAAGGGGAAGACCUUCAUCAUCAGUGCCAAAUUACAGUCCAACCUCAAGUUUACGGAAUGCCACUCCAUCAAGAAGACCAUCUCCACCUCCAAAUAAGCCCACGACACCUGUUUCCAAGUCCUCCUCUUUUACUCCACGGAGGUUGAGCACUGGUUCCAGUGGCUCUGUUGUCACAUCUGGAGUUAGGGGGACUUCCCCGGUUAAGACAAGUCGGGGAAAUUCUUCAUCACCAAAGAUAAGGGCAUGGCAAACUAAUAUACCUGGCUUCUCUUCUGAAGCUCCUCCCAAUCUUCGUACUUCUUUGGCUGAUCGACCAGCAACAUAUGUGAGGGGUUCAUCUCCAGCAUCAAGAAAUGGUAGGGACUCCACGUCCAAAUUCAGCCGGCAAUCAAUGUCUCCAACUCCUUCUAGGAGCAGUAGCUCUAUCCAUAGUCACGAUCGAGACCCAUUCAGUUCACGCAGCAAAGGUUCUAUUGCAUCAUCUGGUGAUGAUGAUCUGGACUCUCUUCAGUCCAUCCCAGUAGUGGGUAGCUUAGACAGAUUGAGUUCAAGAAGGGAUGGGUCAUUUUCAACCAAUAGAGCUCUUUCCAUUUCCAAGAAAUCACCCAGGAUGGCGUCCCCAAAUUCUGCUCCUAAAAAAUCAUUCGACUCUGCUUUCCGGCAAAUGGAUAGGAAAAGCCCUCAAAACAUGUUCAGGCCACUUUUAUCAAGUGUUCCAAGUACAACACUUUAUGCUGGAAAUUCGAAUUCUGCACAUCGUUCCCUUGUAUAUAGGAACUCCUCCGUUGCAACAAGCAGCAAUUCAACUUCUGAUCGAGUUACAUCUUUUGCUCUAGAUACUGAAGGGAUUGACCAUAGUCAAGAUGAUAUGGCAAGUGAAACUGAUAAGAUGUUAUAUCCUGAUUUAGAUGAUGAAGUGUUUGCAUUUGAUAAGAUGGAUGGAUUAAAUGCAAAUAUUAAACACGAGAUCACCAAGGAGUCAGUCACUGUCAUGCAAAAUCAAAACAGAGGCCCUAAUUCAGUUCUUGGUCCAACUGAAGCUGAGGGUUCUGUUUACCAUGCUCAUAGUGAUGCUGAAGGCAAUGAAAGUUCAGAAACUUCACAUCUCAGAGAUGUCAUUUCUGAAAUUGGUAGUUUUGAAAAUACAGCAAUCUGUUCUCAAUGUGGUUGUUGUUAUCAAGUCAUUAGUCAAACUGAGGAGAAUAUUGAGCUUUGUCCGGAAUGCAGCAGGAAAUUGUUGAGAGCCAUCCUCCCUGAGUCAAUGUUGGUUGUAUCUGAGCGUUCUUCAGUGAUUUCUGCAAACAUGCCUAAAGAAGAAAAAUCAUUAGCUGAAACAAGCCAACUAAGGACUGCUUCUGAACUUCCUCAAGAGACUGAUACAGAUAACUUGAGGUUUCCCCUUGGCGAACAUGGUUAUGAGGAAAGUCAAACUUCAUGCAGUGAACUAAACCAGGUUCACUCACAAAACAGUUCAAUUCCAAGUUCAUUGAGUGAGGGAGUUGACCCUACAAAUCAGCUAGAGAUGAACCAACCAGAAGUUGAUAACAACAAGCACAACGAUGAAUUUGAGGAUCAGCAGUUGGAUCAUCACUCCAGUGAUCGCCCAAAUAUGAACACGGACCCCAUGGAAGGCACCGGCAUUUCUGUAUUGCUGAAAAGGUCCAGCAGCAACAAAGGGCCUAUAGUUCGGACCAGGACUUUUACUGCCACAACCAUAUCUUACGAUGAUCUUUCUCUUUCAAGAGACAGUGUAAACAGUAUUAGAAGUUCAACGAGACCUGGCAGUUAUUCUGCCUCAUCAUCGACUGAUUUUGGCUCUACUAGACCAACAGAGUUUCGUAUCCACAGGCAGUCGAGUGGCAGGAAAUUGGAUGCGGAUUGUGGAUAUGACUCAAGGAUUAAGCCUUCAAGCACCAGUUCAUCUAUCUCAAUAACUUCAAACCAUUCUCACCAUGAAGUAGGUCUUGCAACUCGAGAAACGCCUGGCAACACAGAAUAUAGCCUUGUGGAAGAGAUACCUCAAGUUCUGCAAGAUACUCAAAUUUCAGAAAAUACAAUGACAGAUAUAGUUGAUGCGUCUCCUAUCGACUCAACUUUUGUUGAGGAAGAAAAACUAGAAAAUGAUGAUAGUAGUAGAGGAAAUAAUGCUCGCAGCUCAGAACUUUUAAGUCAGGAAGCUGGUUUUCAGCCUGAUGAUAAUAUAGUGACAUCACUUCCAAAUCCUGAUGAUAAUGUUGAAGACCAUCGAAAUAAUGCAAGGAAUGCCUCAAAUACAGAAACAGCAGUUAAGGCUCCAGAGUCAUCAUGUCAUGAGAAGAAUGAUGUGCAGAGUUCUGAAGUUAAUGAACCGAAUGCUUCGGUUAUUGCCAGCUGUUCUACAAUCACAGAAUCAGAAAUAGAAGGGGAAAACUAUUGCGGAAAUAGUACUGACCUGGUGAACAAUGAUCUAUCCCUGGUAUCAAAAAGCGCCCUCGAUGACUUUCAGGAACCUUCUGCUCAAAAUCCUUCCACUGAUUGUCACACUGCUUCUGUUUCAGAGCUCAAUGUACCGGAAUCCCGUGGCACUGAGGAAUCAACAGUUACAGUGGAGUGUCAAGGUACAGGCAACACUAGAAGCCUAACACUUGAAGAGGCAACAGAUACAAUCCUAUUUUGCAGUUCGAUCAUCCACGAUCUAGCAUAUCAAGCUGCAACAAUAGCAAUGGAAAAUGAACACUCCGAUCCAUUCGAAGGUUCUGAACCAACAGUAACUUUAUUGGGGAAACCCGUUUCUGAAAAAAAGGAUGUUCGCAGACGACCUGUCAGCAAGCGUGCUUUAAAAACUCCAAAGACCAGACAGAAGAGUAUGGAUACUGACGUCAAAACCGUUUCUGGCAAGACGGAGAAUGAUGAAAAUAUUGAUGAGUCUUACACAAAUAAUGUUGGGCUUCCUAACAAGGUAGAUAAUAAUAGUAUGAAGCCACCAAAGCUUGAAUCAAAGUGCAAUUGCAUCAUAAUGUGAGAGUGCAAUGCUUUCAAUUCCUGCACUUAUAUACUACAAGAUCUUAGCCAAGUUCUUGCAAGUUUAUAUGAUUUUAAUUUUGAAGGCUGAUUUGAUUGGGAUAAUAACCAUUGCCAAUUGGUUUAAUGUUGAUUCCAUUCCAAUAUAUUUUGUAACAAAUGCCACGUUGUGUUUGACAUAGUUGUAAAGUUAUUUUUUUUAACCAUUUUUUUUGUCUGUAAGCUAUUAUUAGUUAAGCUAUUAUUAGUUAGAGGCAUUUUGGAGGAUUGUGCUGUGCCUGUGCUUGUGCAUGUGCUACUCCAUUUGCUGCAUUCUUGUUUGUUAUUUCCAUAUAAGCUAUAAGUGAUCCAUUAAAGGAAGUGUGAAGUAGAAAAGCAUUCAUAUUAUUCAUUGA